This is a messenger RNA of Chlorocebus sabaeus (green monkey), 1624 nucleotides long. The record is from RefSeq and is a predicted model, not a curated record. Lineage: Eukaryota; Metazoa; Chordata; Mammalia; Primates; Cercopithecidae.
AGCCGGGUUUAUAGCAGCAGCCACUGCUGGGUGCUCUGGAGCCGGAGAGUCCCUGGGCAGCAUGCUGUGUGCCCUGCUCCUCCUUCCCAGUCUCCUGGGGGCCACCAGGGCCAGCCCCACCUCAGGCCCCCAGGAGUGUGCAAAGGGCUCCACGGUGUGGUGCCAGGAUCUGCAGGCAGCUGCCAGGUGCGGGGCCAUGGGGUACUGCCAAGGGGCCGUAUGGAACAAACCCCCCGUGAAGUCUCUGCCCUGUGAUGUAUGCCAGGACAUAGCAGCUGCUGAUGGCAACGGGCUGAACCCUGACGCCACGGAGUCUGACAUCCUGGCUUUGGUGAUGAAGACCUGUGAGUGGCUCCCCAGCCAGGAGUCUUCAGCCGGAUGCAAGUGGAUGGUGGAUGCCCACAGUUCAGCCAUCCUGAGCAUGCUCCACGGGGACCCGGACAGCGCCCCGGCACAGGUGUGCACAGCGCUCAGCCUCUGUGAGCCGCUGCAGAGGCACCUGGCCACCCUGGGGCCACUCUCCAAAGGGGACACCUCUGAGGCUGUGGCUCCAUUCAUGGCCAAUGGGGCCCUUAGGUUCCACCCUUCCCAGGUGCCUGAAGGAACUCUGUGCCAAGACUGUGUACGGCAGGUCUACCGACUCCAGGAGGCUGUCCGGUCCAACUUGACCUUGGCAGACUUGAACAUCCAGGAGCAGUGUGAGUCCUUGGGGCCUGGCCUGGCUGUCCUCUGCAAGAACUACCUCCGUCAGUUUUUUGUCCCUGCUGAGCAAGCACUGAGCCUUCUCCCCGCGCAGGAGCUCUGCAAAGGGGGAUUCUGUGAGGAGCUAGGGGCACCUGCCCACUUGACUCAAGUAGUGGCCAUGGACGGGGUCCCCUCCCUGGAGCUGGGGUUGCCAAGGAAACAGAGUGAGAUGCAGAUGAAGGCCGGAGUGACCUGUGAGGUGUGCAUGAGCGUGGUACAGAAGCUGGACCACUGGCUCAUGUCCAAUAGCUCUGAGCUCAUGAUCACCCACGCCCUGGAGCGCGUGUGCUCGGUAAUGCCUGCCUCUAUCAGGAAGGAGUGCAUCAUCUUGGUGGACACCUACAGCCCCUCCUUGGUGCAGCUUGUGGCCAAAAUCACCCCAGAGAAGGUGUGCAGGUUCAUCCGUCUGUGUGGCAACUGGAGGCGGUCCCGAGCACUCCCUGACGCCUAUGCAGUCGUGCUGUCCCCAGAGUGGGACGCGGAGAACCAGGGCAGCUUCUGCAAUGGUUGCAAGAGGCUGCUCACGGUGUCCUCCCACAACCUGGAGAGCAAGAGCACCAAGCGAGACAUCCUGAUGGCCUUCAAGGGUGCCUGCAGCAUCCUGCUGCUGCCCUACAUGAUCCAGUGCAAGCACUUCGUCACCCAGUAUGAGCCUGUGCUCAUUGAGAGUCUCAAGGACGUGGUGGACCCUGUGGCUGUGUGCAAGAAGGUGGGGGCCUGCCAUGGUCCCAGGACCCCACUGCUGGGCACUGACCAGUGUGCCCUGGGCCCAAGCUUCUGGUGCAGGAGCCACGAGGCCGCCAAGCUGUGCAACACUGUGCAGCACUGCCAGAAGCACGUAUGGAAAGAGACACCCCUCCACGCCGGGGAACACGCAUGA